AUGAGUACUCUAAAUAAAAAUAACAACUAGGAUGACUAAACUAAAGCAAAUUUUUAAGUAUGUGUAAGAAUAAGACCUUUGAAUUCAAAGGAAGAAAACCAAACUACUAGAAAGUACCAUAGUAUAGUGAAAGCCCAGGAUGACAUGGUUUUUGUGUACGAUCCUAAUGAAAAUAGUAUAAAAGAUAUAUUAUAAUACAACUAAUCAAGUUUUAUUCCAAGUAAUAAUCCCAGUUUAGUUGGAGGAUAAUAAGGUUCAAAUAAUGUUUUAGGAAUUAAUAAUAACGUAAAUAACAUAACUAAAAAACCAGAAAAAGAGUUCAUCUUCGAUAAAGUUUUUGAUGAAAAUGCUUCCACGGAAUAAGUUUUUCAAGAAGCAAUUUACCCUACAGUAGAUCACAUAACGAGCGGCUAUAAUUCUACUGUUUUUGCGUAUGGAAUGACUGGAGCAGGAAAAUCCUAUACAAUAUUUGGAAAUUUGUACAGUCAAACUAAUUAAUAAGAUGGUUUAGCUUUAAUGAUAAUACAGUCACUGCACAAGUAAGCAAAAGAAACGACAUCUUAAAUUAAGUUUAAAUUCAGUUACUUAGAAAUUUACAAUGAAAAUAUACGUGAUCUAAUGGUUCCAAAAAGUGAAAACCUUAUGGUGAUAGAAGAUCCUGAAAAGGGAGUAUUUGUCCCAGAUUUGACAGAAUAUCCCUUAGAAGAUCCUCAAGAUAUUAAUAAUUUUAUUAUAUAAGGAAACACUAGAAGGAUUAUGGCUUCAACAGCAGCAAACUAGUUUUCUUCGAGAUCACAUGCUAUUAUUCAAAUUAUUUGUGAGUAAGUCAAUCAUGGAUAAAAUAAGAAAACCUAGUCGAAAUUAUGCAUAGUAGAUUUAGCAGGAAGCGAAAGAGCUGCCUCAACUGAGAAUAGAGGAAUGAGAUUAACAGAAGGUGCAAAUAUUAACAGAAGUUUACUCGCACUUGGAAAUUGUAUUAAUUUACUAUCUGACUCAAAUAAGAAAGGUUCAUUUGUACCUUAUCGUGAUUCAAAACUAACAAGAUUACUUAAGGAAUCUCUUGGAGGUAAUACAAAGAGCAUUAUGGUAGCUUGUAUAUCUCCAAGUAGUCUUUGUUAUGAAGAAACAAUCAAUACACUUAAAUAUGCAGUAAGAGCUAGAAAAAUCAAAAAAAGUGUUACAAAAAAUGAAUAAGAAAUGACAGAGCAUGUUUCUUAAUAUAAAAGUAUUGUAAAUGGCCUUCGUUAAGAAAUUAUUAACUUAAAAACACAAUUAGAUAUGAAAAAUAAAGAAAAUAUUCUUUUGAAGAACAAGUAAAGAUUAAUACACUAAUAUAAUUCUAAUAACUCUGUUGAGGGUCUUGAUGAAAAUAACUUUGUGGAUGAGAUUGGUUAAAAGCUAUUUGAGAAUCUUGAAGAGCAUUGGGAAAUUAAAAACACUAUAGAAGAAAUCAUUAAUCUCAAUAGAAUAAGCGAAAAUUACAUAGUUGAAUAGGAAAAGAUGCUUGAGUUGCACCUUGAUUAAAUAGAUGAUUUAGAAGUCAACGAAAUAAAAAGCGAUAUUCAUAAGAGAAAAGAAGUCAUAUAAAGCAAUUAAGAAAUACUAGCAGAAAUGAAUUUAAAACUUGCUAAAAACAUCGAACAAAAGAAAGAGCUGUAAGUUAGUAUUAAAAAUUUAGGAAAUCAAUACUAAGGAACAUAGACUUUCAAUUCUAGCAUGGCAAUCGGUGGUAUUUUUGGAGGUGAUAUGGAGUCAGAUUUGAAAGACUUUGAUGCAAACAUGAAAGACAUAUAAAUUUUAGAAAUGUAAAAAAAGAUGCAGUAGAUGUAAGAAUAACUUAACUAGAAAGAUAAAUUGCUGUAACAAAAGUAAAAGCUCAUUAUGGAUUUGAAAACAGGAAAAGAAAAUCAGUAAAGUUCUUCUUCAUCUUCACUUUCCUAAUUAUCAGGAUAAUAGUCUUUACUACAAAAGAAGGGAAGCUAAAUCUAUGGUGCUAAUAAUUCUAACAAUAUACCUCCUUCCCCAUCUGUGAAUUCUUAAACGGGAUCUACCUCCUCAAAUCCUAGAAAAUUUUAUAUGAAAAUACCAAAGGAAAUGAUAAGCGAUAGAUCUAUUACAAAUAAAGAAAUAAACACUCCACUUUCUUUAGUUGUGAAUGGAAACCAAAUUUAGGAUGCAAAUAAAUUCUAACAAAAUAAUUCUGGCGUUUUUCCAAAUAGCUCAAAUAUAUCAAGCUAAGCUAGCAACAAUAAUAAUAAAUAAAUAAAAAGAUAAACCUCAAUAAAUAUUAACUAGAAUGCUAAUUAAAAUGAUGAAAAUUCUUAUCUAGCAACUACAAAAAGAACCAAUAGAGAAUCAAAUAAUAAGAUGCAAUAUUCUCAGCUUUAACAAAAUAAUUAGCAAGGAGCUAAUAAAGAGAAAGAUUUGGCCACUAAAAGACCAUCAACAAGUAAGCAUAUUAACUUCCCUACCAAACAAGUGUCUAAGGACUCAUAAAGUACUCUUUAGUAGUUGUAGAUUUAAAUUAAUGGAUUUAAGCCUAUUGCAAAACAAACUUCAAAUUAAAAAAAUAAAAACAAUGGAUCAAAUGUUCUUGCAAAUAAUAAUGCUAUCUUGAAUGGAAUCUAAAAUAGCUCUGGGAAAAAAAUGGAAAUAUCAAUAUCAGAGCUUAAAUAGUAUGCUUAAAAGUUAAAAAAUGUUGACUUUUCUAAUAUCACAAAGAAUUCAAGUGAAUACUAAGAAGCUACUAAGUAAAAACCCUAAUUAAACGAUAAUAUAGAGAAUUAUUAGAUAGUUGAAUCAAGAAGCUAAGCAGAUUUAUUGUAACAAUUAAAUUUUACAAAUAUUCUAUAAGAAAAUUAAGAUGAAUAAAAUGAUAAAAAGAUGUCUAAAAAUGCAUCAACAACAUCUUUUACUCAAGCUAAAAAAGACACAUCUUCAAAAGCUAAUUCACCAAAACAAAAGCACAGGGUUCCAGAAGAUUCUUUUAAUGUAGAAUUUUUAGUAAAUCAAAUGAAUAAAAAAGCAGAAUUGAUGAUCGCUGCAUAGCAAAUGAAAACAUUAGAUUCUAUAAUCUAAUAAGAAUUAACUAAACAAGAAUCUACUAAUAACUUAAUUAAUUUUUCAACUAGUUAAAACACUGUUGACAAUACAACUGCUUAAAAUUAAGAGAAGCAUACUCUUAAUGAGCAAUAAUAAAAAGGAAUUGUUAAAAGCAAGGCUAACCGUAGUAUGUCUUGCUUUAAAAUGGGUGGCUAAGAUCUUGAACUCAAUUCUUAUGCAUUCGCUAGAAAGAAAGUGAGAGAACUAAAAGAUAGACUAGCAAAAAUGGCAGAAAAUAUAGACAAAUAUUCUAAAGAAGAAGUAUAAGGUUUAUUGAAAGAAUACAAAAUGCAAAAUAAUUAUCAGUUAAAGAAUCCAGAAGAUGAGCAAAAAAUUAAAAUUUUAGAAAAUCACAUUGGGUUAACUAGUUAAAAAUAAUAAAAGUAAGAAAAUAAUGAAAACUUGCAACCAUAAAUUGUAAAUAAAAAGCCAGGUACCUAUUCAUCUCAUCAAUCAUCUUCUGCUACUUCUUCUUAUGUCUAAUAGCAAUAGAUGAAAAUGUUAAAAAAAGAAUAAAACCAAAACAACGCUUGCUUAAAAGGUUUAAGCACAAAUAAUAUUAAUAAUGCUAAUCAAUUACCACCAACUCCAACAAGUAAUAAUUAAAAUUUAUAAAAUGCUAGCUCAAAUACAUCAUCUAGUAAUAUUGCUAAAAGUAAGAAGGUUCUCCCAAGAGGACUGCUUUCAUAGCUCAAUUCAAACUAUGCAGAAACAGUAACCUAUUCAAAAAAAAUAUCUGCAAACUAAUCAUCUUUCCAUUAACCUUCAAGUAGAAACACAAUUAGAGAUAAAUCACCUAUAUCAACUAAAAAUAGAGACAAUUCUAGAAAAAGAUUGUAGGACAGCUUUGGUUAGGCACAACAAUAAGUUUAGAUGAAUUCUAAUAUAGGUAUCCCUCCAAAAUCAAAGUAAGCUCUAGGACUAAGAGAUCAACAUUAAAAUUUCUAAUCACUUUAAAACUAAGAAAACUAAGCUUAAAUUUGA
Tetrahymena thermophila SB210 is the source of this 4086-nucleotide messenger RNA. RefSeq names its product kinesin motor catalytic domain protein. NCBI's taxonomy places the organism in Eukaryota, Ciliophora, Oligohymenophorea, Hymenostomatida, Tetrahymenidae. Gene Ontology annotation, biological process: mitotic spindle organization; microtubule-based movement. Gene Ontology annotation, molecular function: microtubule motor activity; ATP binding; microtubule binding. The transcript is spliced from 6 exons. The record is from RefSeq and is a predicted model, not a curated record.